AAGUGAAAAACGAUAUUAUCGUCGUACAACAAUAUUAUUAUGCUAGCGAAUUAUAUUUUUCGGUUUCGUAUAAAAAACGGAUUCUCCGAGGAGAUCCUCCGCAUAUUGCGAACGUCUUUCGUCCGGUGAGAUCGUCUCGUGCAAUAAUAUACUAUUGUUAUCGGCAUAAGUAGGUAUUGUUAUCAGCGUAAACGUCGUCUGUCGUAAAGUGGUCUUGUCGUUGGUACCGCAAAGACACUGUCUACACCACUGCACGUCGUUACGAUAAUACAUAAUAAUAAUAUAAUAUCCGAUUUUAAUAUAUAAUAUAGUAGGCCCGGUGACGAUUUUUAUCAAGUCUUCUCUCUCGACGCACUGAUUAUACGACCAACAAUUUACGCGAUAUUUCGGCAGAUUUUUACGACGGCAAUAUUGUAAUUAUUAUCUGUUAGUAUUAAUUGUCGUAUUGUACAGCGCACUUGCGGUCUAUAUCAAAGACAUUACCACACAGUCGUCAUGUUGCCGCGGAUUUUGGUGGCCGUUCAGAUAUUGCACGCCAUCGUGUUGGCUGAAAUCCUGAAACCCACCUGGCACCAGUACUAUUACCCAGGACAUCACGCUUACGGUAUACGGUAUUUUGAAAAGCUGGCUUCGAUGCGAGAGAACUUCCAGAAGGGAAUACCAUACAACAAAUGGGGAUUUUACAACCGAAUAGACACUGCGUCAGUGACGGAGAGCAAAAAGACACGAAGACUGCGAGUGGGCAGUGGAUGGUGGAAGCUGGUACCACCGACUGGAGCCGAGAUAAAUUGUGAAUUUCCGAGUACUGUGCCGGUGAUAUCUAACAUCGUGUGGGAACGAGUGGACCCGGGCAAAGCGGACAAGGAGAUGGCCAUGAGGCGAAUGGGCGAGGUGCAGACGUACGACAUGCACCUGAGGCCCAAAGGCAGUACGUUGCAUUUCCACGAUGUGACGCCUCUGGACAAGGGCCUUUACAGGUGUCUGGCGUCGUCCGUGGACAGGCUGACGGGUGAACCGCAGACGGUGUUUCAAGACACUGACUUCUACCCGGAUGUGGUCUGAGCUACGCGCUCGCUGAUCAACCCUGGGGACAACGGCGACGACGAGGACGACGGCCACAGCUGUUUCAAGCGAGUAGUGAGACUGACAGCGGAAUUCGCGUCGUUCUAUUAUAUUAUAUAAUAAUAUAAUUAAGAUCCGCCGCAGUGUCGCGUACGUUGUAUUAUUUAAACUGUUGUUGUUAUUACUAUUAUUAUUAUUAUUAUUAUUAUUAUUAUUACUAUUGAUAUCAUCAUUGUCGUCGCAUUACCAAAAUAUUCACGGGCUGAUCUAGUAAUCAAAAAAGUGGAGAGGACCCAGACUCAAGAUGUGCACCUAUAAUUAUGAAUUAAUAAUAAUGUAUGAAUAUUAAAUAUAGAUAAUCAUAUACCUAGCUUUAAAAAGUCAUAAAUCUCCAACAUAUCAUAGUGUUUUGUAGGAACUGUUAAAAACAAAAUACUAACGUACCUAUAGUUUUUUGUACACAUAUACAUGUGGUUUAUCUUAAUUUUAUCUAGAUAAUGUCAUAUAAUUGUAUACGCACGAAAGUUAUAUAAUAUUAUGAAACAGUAUCUAAGGGUGUCGCCUCUACAACCCUAAACCACUACGAAUAUAUUGUAAUAUCGUUUACUCGAAAGUACAAUAUCAUGUAAUAUGUUGGAAAUAAUAGUGUCCGUUUGGUAACCACAUCGAAGCGUUAAUCCGAUGGUUUUAGGCAUCAAACGUGAGCAGCAGUCUGCAAAAAAUGUCAAGGCUAUCCGUCACGCAAACUAUUUUAUUUUAAGAUAAUAAUAAAUUAUGAUGAGCAAAA
Molecule: messenger RNA, 1849 nt
Organism: Acyrthosiphon pisum (pea aphid)
Lineage: Eukaryota; Metazoa; Arthropoda; Insecta; Hemiptera; Aphididae
Exons: 4
Coding region: 496-1062 (188 amino acids)
Source: RefSeq, a predicted model, not a curated record